AUGUAUCGGUUUACCAAUAUCUACGUCCUGGCGGCCUUCGGGACGAUAGGAGGCGCCUUAUUCGGUUUUGAUAUCAGUUCCAUGUCAGCCUGGAUCGCCGCCGACCAGUAUCUCGAGUACUUCGACAGUCCCAAUUCCAAUCUGCAAGGUGGCAUCACAGCCUCGAUGUCAGCAGGAUCAUUUGCUGGAUCCCUUGCAGCAGGUUUUGUGUCCGACCACCUCGGGCGCCGCUAUGCUCUUAUGAUAGCGUCGGUGAUCUGGAUCAUUGGCGCCUCAGUCCAGUGCUCUGCUCAAAAUGUGGCACAUCUUAUCGCAGGCCGAGUCAUAAGCGGCUUGUCCAUUGGCAUAACGUCCUCACAAUGCUGUGUCUAUCUUGCAGAGCUUGCUCCAGCAAAGAUUCGCGGACGCGUGGUCGGCAUUCAACAAUGGUCCAUCGAAUGGGGCAUCUUGAUCAUGUACCUGAUCAGCUAUGGUUGUGUCCAAGGUAUCACCGGCCCAUCAGCUUUCCGUAUUGCUUGGGGCAUUCAGGCUGUGCCGGGCUUGGUUCUCGGGCUGGCUUUGAUGUGUUUUCCGGAAUCGCCUCGUUGGCUCGCUAGUCAUGGUCGUUGGGAAGAAUGCCUUGAUGUGCUGGCGACACUUCAUGCCAAAGGUAACAGGGAGAGCGAGGCGGUCCGGCUUGAAUUUGAGGAGGUCAAGGAAGCUGCGAGAAUUGCGAAUGAGUCAAAAGAUGUUUCCUUUCUGGCUUUGUUCGGGCCCAAGGUCUGGAAGCGCACGGUUGCUGGCGUUAGCGUACAGAUGUGGCAGCAAUUGUUAGGCGGUAACAUUGCAAUGUACUAUGUCGUCUACAUCUUUGAGAUGGCUGGCAUGUCUGGCAACACAACGCUCUACAGUUCGGCGAUACAGUACGUCAUCUUUCUCGUCACAACUGGCUCGAUCCUCCCGUACAUUGACCGCAUUGGUCGUCGCACGCUGCUCUUGCUUGGCGCUGUGUCCUGCAUGGCCAUUCACUUCGCAAUUGCUGCCGUGAUGGCAACGCAAGGCAGCUAUGUCAACGAGAUCUCUGGCGCUCCAGGCAAGGCUGUCAUCGCCUUGUCGUAUAUCUUCGUCGGAAUAUAUGGUUGGACGUGGGCGCCAGUUGCGUGGAUCUAUUGUUCGGAGGUGUUUCCCUUGAAGUAUCGCGCCAAAGGAGUGGGCCUGUCGGCAAGCACCAAUUGGAUCUUCAACUUCGCGCUUGCUUAUUUCGUUGCGCCUGCCUUCACGAACAUUCAAUGGCGAACAUACAUCAUCUUCGGAGUUUUUUGCGCCGCAAUGACGGUGCACGUAUUCUUCACCUACCCAGAGACCGCCGGAAAGAGCUUGGAAGAGAUUGACUGGCUGUUUGAGGGAGAAGGCAGGGUCAAGCCGUGGAGGAGCGGCAGCGUGGGCGGCUUCAGAGAGAAGGUCCAAGAGAGGGAGCGCCGAAGGAGUGAGGGUGUGAUGGGGGCAAGGGACGAGGACGAGAAGACGCUACAGGGAGAUGUAUUUGGAGUUAAUUACGAGGAAGGUAAAGUUGGCGUGUGA
This is a messenger RNA of Cyphellophora attinorum, 1560 nucleotides long. RefSeq names its product High-affinity glucose transporter. NCBI's taxonomy places the organism in Eukaryota, Fungi, Ascomycota, Eurotiomycetes, Chaetothyriales, Cyphellophoraceae. Gene Ontology annotation, molecular function: carbohydrate:proton symporter activity. Gene Ontology annotation, cellular component: membrane. Gene Ontology annotation, biological process: transmembrane transport; carbohydrate transport. The coding region runs from base 1 to 1560 and encodes 519 amino acids. The transcript is spliced from 7 exons. The record is from RefSeq and is a predicted model, not a curated record.